Messenger RNA from Trichomycterus rosablanca, 2157 nucleotides. RefSeq names its product extracellular sulfatase Sulf-2-like. Gene Ontology annotation, molecular function: N-acetylglucosamine-6-sulfatase activity; glycosaminoglycan binding. Gene Ontology annotation, biological process: glomerular basement membrane development; negative regulation of fibroblast growth factor receptor signaling pathway; positive regulation of vascular endothelial growth factor production. The coding region runs from base 117 to 2153 and encodes 678 amino acids. The transcript is spliced from 14 exons. Gene Ontology annotation, cellular component: endoplasmic reticulum; plasma membrane; cell surface. NCBI's taxonomy places the organism in Eukaryota, Metazoa, Chordata, Actinopteri, Siluriformes, Trichomycteridae. The record is from RefSeq and is a predicted model, not a curated record.
GCACCGACCUCCGCCGACACCCGGAUCAUCUCCCGACAUCAGGUGCUGUGAAGCAAGUCAGCAGGUAGCUGAGUAGAAAGCCCUGCCAUACCAUUAGAGGCUGAAGGUCGAAAAUCAUGGCCAUGGCGACAAGCCGGUUGGUGGUGCUGCUGACCGUGAUGGCGCUUGCUCACGCAUCCAUCUUCCUCUCCAACCAGAGACAGAAGCCUCGGUUUCAGCGGGACCGACGUAACAUCCGGCCAAACAUCAUCCUCAUCCUCACCGAUGAUCAAGACAUUGAGCUGGGUUCCAUGCAGGUGAUGAAUAAGACGAGGCGCAUCAUGGAGCAGGGUGGCACGCACUUCUCCAACGCCUUUGUCACGACGCCCAUGUGUUGUCCGUCACGAUCGUCUCUCCUGACGGGCAAAUACGCUCACAACCACAAUACCUACACCAACAACGAGAACUGCUCAUCACCCAGCUGGCAGGCCCAGCACGAACCACGGACCUUCGGAGUUUAUCUCAACAACACCGGCUACAGGACAGCAUUUUUUGGGAAGUACCUCAAUGAGUAUAAUGGCAGCUACAUACCUCCUGGCUGGAAAGAGUGGGUGGGCAUGGUAAAGAACUCCCGCUUCUACAACUACACCAUCUGCCGGAACGGCAUCCGCGAGAAACAUGGAUCUGACUACUCACAGGAUUAUCUGACAGACCUGAUCACCAACGACAGCAUCAGUUACUUCCGUAUGUCCAAGAAAAUCUAUCCUCAUAGGCCAGUCAUGAUGGUAAUCAGUCAUUCUGCUCCUCACGGCCCGGAGGACGCAGCUCCACAGUACUCCACCGCCUUCCAAAAUGCAUCCCAACACAUUACUCCGAGUUAUAACUAUGCUCCAAACCUGGACAAGCACUGGAUCAUGCGCUACACCGGUCCGAUGAAGCCCAUUCACAUGGAGUUUACGAACAUGCUGCAGAGGAAAAGGCUGCAGACAUUGCUCUCGGUGGACGACAGUGUGGAGAAGAUUUAUAACAUGCUGGUGGACACUGGUGAGCUGGACAACACAUAUAUUAUCUACACAUCUGACCAUGGCUACCACAUCGGCCAGUUUGGGCUGGUCAAAGGCAAAUCCAUGCCUUAUGAGUUUGAUAUACGGGUACCGUUCUACAUUCGAGGGCCCAGUCUGGAAGGAGGAACCAUCAAUCCUCACAUCGUGUUAAACAUCGACUUGGCCCCCACCAUACUAGACAUCGCCGGGCUUGAUAUUCCUCCGGACAUGGAUGGCAAGUCCAUCCUCAAACUGCUCGAUACUGACAGGAUGAUGAACAGGUUCCAGGUUAACAAGAAGGGGAAAAUGUGGAGGGAUUCCUUUCUGGUGGAGAGAGGUAAACUACUUCACAAAGUAAUGGAAGAUGGGAAGGACGUAGCACAGGAGGAGAACUACCUUCCCAAAUAUCAGCGAGUCAAAGACCUGUGUCAGCGUGCAGAGUACCAGACACCCUGUGAACAGACUGGACAGAAGUGGCAGUGUGUGGAGGACUCCACAGGCAAACUCAGGCUGUAUAAGUGCAAAGGCAUGUCGAGUCUGUCUUCAGUCAGGAAGCCAGUAUCCAGCAAGUCCCAGUUUUACCAACACCUCAUGAGCGCGGAUGCUGGUGCUGAUGCUAAUGCCAAUGCCGAGCCUGAUGACUGCGACUGCAGCUUCAGCAGCUACAGGCUGCUAAAGAAGAAGACUCUGCUGUCCAAAAAAAAACUAAAGACACUGAAGAGCUACUCCAGAAACCGCUUUGCUCGUGCCGUCUCUAUGGAGAUGGGUGGAGACCUGUAUGCAGUGGAUCUAGAGGCCAACUACCGGCCGGUCAAAAGCAAGAACCUGAGCCAUAUCCUACAGGACGAUGAGGUGUUCAGCGGAAUGGGUCCGACAGCAGAGCCCCAGACCACCAACAGUCUGGCGCUGCCCUCAUCUAUUAAAGUCACGCACAGAUGUUUCAUAUUAUCUAACGACACAGUUACAUGUGAUGAUGGACUGUACAAGUCACUGCAGGCAUGGAAGGACCAUAAACUCCACAUUGACCAUGAGAUUGAGACCCUACAGACGAAGAUCAAGAACCUAAGAGAGGUCAGAGGGCACCUGAAGAGGGUUCGGCCUGAAGACUGUGACUGCAGCAAGUAUAUGUGAGAGU